AUGGAUGUUUCACCAAGGUCAUGGCGGCGCUCUCAUAUCCGCAUCCAAUUGUCCGUGCGCUCGGAUCAGUCACUUGGAGUCUCGUCUGAACUGGCUGGGCAGAAUGUGAUGGUCGCGUGUGUCGUUGUGGGCCUUGCAACGCUGGUUUUACUUGCGGAAGUCUUCCACCUAGAGUACAAGACGAUGCAGCAGAUCUAUUGCCAGUUUGACCAGCAGGACCUGCUGCAACAUAUUACUUGGGUUCUUUUUCGGGCCGCUGGCUUUGCCAGGUUCAAUGGGACCCAACGGUCAGGUUUUGCCACUACCAAUCGGGGGUUUGUUACUGAAGCACCCCGUCAUUCUCAAGCCAAGGGCGCAAGAGCGCUCACCGGAAAAAGGGUCCGGGGUAUCAGCUCCUCCGAUCCAGGUCCACACAUAUGGUGGGCGUAUGGCUGCAAUGCCAUAACGAAGUUUCGCUUUUCUGUCGUCCGUGUAUUUCCGGGGAAUGGAAGCGAGCGUUGGGAUUGUGUGGAAUGGGCCCAAGUAUUGUGCAACCUGCUCACGCUGAACAAUUUUCGAAGACAGGGGUUGGAUCCAUCUCCUCGCAAAUCACAAUACCCAGACUUCGCGGCCUUGGUUGCAAUCCACUUCGGUCACGCACAUGCAAUCGACACAUGA
Messenger RNA from Suillus paluster, 657 nucleotides. RefSeq lists its product as uncharacterized. The record is from RefSeq and is a predicted model, not a curated record. Bases 1 to 657 code for a protein of 218 amino acids. Lineage: Eukaryota; Fungi; Basidiomycota; Agaricomycetes; Boletales; Suillaceae. The transcript is spliced from 3 exons.